AUGUCGGACCAUGUGCCACUGUUCCCGCAGCUCCUGCGGCGGGUCCAGUUCCAUCUCUCGUGCAAAUGGGGUUGGAAGGCGAAGACGACGGCGCGGCGGCUGGCGCAGCCUGAUGAAGAACUCGAAGGGGUUAUCCCCGACGUGGCCCUCCACCAGGGGAGGGGCCGCUGGUGGAGGCUUUUCUAUUUCAGAAAUUUAAGAGAGAGGGAGAAGAGAGUCUGCAGCCCAGCUCCUCCAUGGCCCAAGGCCCAGCCGCGGUGCCCGCUGUUAACCCUAGCCCCGAGUCCCCCGAUCCAAUCUCUCCCCCUCGUUUCCCCUCAGCGCCGUCACCUCCCUCGCUACCGCGUCCGCUUCCCUCGAUCCCCAUCUCCCUGCGCCCGACCAUCUCCUCGCAGGCCGCCCGCAGCUCCCGCGCCACCGUACGCUCCUCCCAUCGCCUCAAACUCCUCCACCCGAGCCGCUCCUCCUCACCUCGUCUCCCUCAUCGUGGCUGCCCACGAGGCUCCUGCCACCGGCGCCUCUUCCUGGCCGGAUUCGUCGCCCAUCGCGCCAUCUCCUGCGCCCGGUCCCCUUGCCGGCUUGCCGCCUCCAGCCGCUCCUCUACAGCUCCUCCUCCGCCUCCAGCUGCACCCUCUCGCCGACGCCGCGCCCGGACCUUCCCCGACCUCCUCGUCAUCGCUUCGCCCGUUCGUGACCACCGGUGCCCUCGCCGGAGCUUCCGCAAGCCGUGCCCGUGGCUCCAAGCCCCUCCGCCAUCUCCCUGGCCAAGUUAAGGCCAGGGCCGACCCCAAGCUCUCCUGUGCUGCCGUCAUCAGCCGCAGGCGCAGGUCCGGCAAGAUCACCUCUGCUGCUUCGUCGCCCUCCUGCGCCUCCCGCGAACCCGCCUUCCUUGCUGAGCCCCGUGGCGUGGCCCUUCUCCGGCAACUAGCGCCCCUUCAUGGACAACCACCACUGCCGGUGCACGCCUCUGGAUUCGUCCAAGUCCGAUGCUAUUUUUGUACAACUACGCUGCGGAGACCAAGACCACCAAGUCCGCACGGGAGCCCGAACGACUACUUCCACGACGAUGCAAGUACAAGUACCCUCUUCGUGGUUUUCGCCAAGUACCGCACCGGACGCCAAGUACCCCUUCGAGUUGACAAGACCGGCAAGCCCGACGACCUCGGACAUCUACGAAAACGUGUACCCCUAUCGUCGACCCUCGAAGACCCCGUGGACCCCGAACAUCUACGAUCAUGAACAAAUACUUCAUCUACGGAACGUGUACAACUACCGCCGCCGCCGUGUACCACUACUUCCACUACCGUCACAUGAACGACGACUUCCACUACGCCGUGUACGACUACUUCCCACGACGACCCGUGAACGUCUACCUCUACUACGGCCCAUGAACGUCUACGAGAUGUACCACUACCGUCGGCCCGUGAACGACUACUUCCCUCUACGAAACGCGAACCGUCCCGUUUGAACGCUUCGAAGUUGCAGGUGCCGAUGAUACCAGUGCAGGUGAUGCAACCGACCUCAGAUGGGAGCUCAAAGAAGAUCUCAGUUGUUGCUAUGUUUUGUUUAUUGUUGAUCAGUAGUGGAGCCCAGUUGGGACGAUCGGGGAUCUAGCAGUUGGGUUAUCUUCUUUUCUUUUGGCUUUGUCCGUAGUCGGACUAUGUGUGUGUACUCUGAAUGAUGUAUGAUUUAUUUAUGUUCAUUGUGUGAAGUGGCGAUUGUAAGCCAACUCUUUAUCCCAGUCUUGU
Triticum aestivum (bread wheat) is the source of this 1748-nucleotide messenger RNA. Its product is annotated as vegetative cell wall protein gp1. The transcript is spliced from 3 exons. The record is from RefSeq and is a predicted model, not a curated record. NCBI's taxonomy places the organism in Eukaryota, Viridiplantae, Streptophyta, Magnoliopsida, Poales, Poaceae. Bases 1 to 1239 code for a protein of 412 amino acids.